UAAAUAUUCAUGAUGAAUGUUAAAUUGAGUAAAAAAAAAAGAAAAAAAAAGAAACGGAGACACAGACAUAGACACAAACACAUAGACACACACGCAAAUAACGAAAAGGAUAGAAAAAAAGGAGACGUUGGGAACACACUAGUCCGUAAUCCUAGUUUCUCUUUGUCCUGCUAACCGAGAUCACUCGAGGUGUAGAAAGAAAUUGAAGGAAAAUUUGGCCUGUUUCGUUUUCUCUUCGUCGCUUUCUCGUUAUUCGUACUAUGUUUGUAGAUUCAUCGAUACAACGAGGAGUGGAACGGGACGAUAGAGAAACGAAAUAUUAGAUGGAGAUUAGAGGGGUGGUGCAUGAGCUCCCAUUGAAUCAGCCAGAGUACGCGAAUGGCCAGCACAAAAAGCGAAUGAACGCAAUGUGAUACUAAAUGAUAAUAAGAAUAAAGAUAUAAUUAUUCUGUAGUGUGCGACUGCUCGGGACACGAAGCGUGUCAUUUGAAACGAAAAAUGUAUGAUAGAAAGAAAGAGAGAGAGAGAGAGGGAGAGAGAGAGAGAGAGAGAGAGAGAAAGAAAGAUGUUCGUAUCCCUAGAGUCGCCUUGAAUAUUAUAAGCAGCUAGCCUAUGUCACCCUCUCCCUCUAUCCCACGAACCUACCCAUCCUUAAACCCAUCCUUAAAUUUUUCCCAGAUUUUCGAGCCGUAGACGGACUAGGGUUACGCAAUAAAGAUUAUUUUAACGUUUAAUUAAUUAUGCUUAUUUUGUGUAUGUAUUAUACACGUAUACCCACGAAGCUGGGUGCUCAGAUAUUCCCUAAGAGGCAACGAAUGUAUUGUUAUUAUACGAUAUCUCCUUUCAAAGUAGUCUCUCUCCUUCGAUGAAUCAUUGAGUUUCCUUUUAAAUGUAAACAUGUUCCAAGUAAACAAUAAUCUCGACAUUUUCUUUAUCGCGAGUUCCGAGAAAUAUCGUACGUUCUAAAAGAUCUUGUUAUUGUUAUUGUUUGUAUUGUAUCGACCGAAUCCGUCCUAGAAGGAUCAAAACAAGAGAAAGAUCAGUACCUUUGACGUCUCUCACGGGUAAAUCUGGGCGAAGUUUCAUAGCUGUUAAGCAUUUUCCGAGCGGCGAGCGUCCUCUGCGUGCUUUCUUAGUGUUCAUAGUCUUUACGAUGAGAUAAAUUAAUUCCGAAAGGGGAAAAAUAUGUAAAAAUGAAAAGAUAAAACAGAAGCGAGCGAAAAGAAUACGUUUUUUGUUUUUCUUUAGUAUUGUGCUUUCUCGACGACCCCUUUACACCGAUAUCCCUGAUAUUCUCAUUACAAAUUUUAUGAAAAUUUGUUUUCUUUCUUUUUUCUUUAUUUUUCUUUUUUUUUAUUUAUGCAAGACGACGCUCUCAGAAUAAAAAUUCCAAACGUAGUGAAAGAUAAUUGGACGAAAGGAAGGGAGUCGAGGGACAACGUGUUAAACUAACGGUUCAAAGAGUCUUGACUUUUGAAGAAAAAGAAAACACACGAAACCCGUUAUCGGUUGGGCUACGUUCCAGCUGGGCAACAUACGUAAAGGCGUUCCGAAGCAUUCCGUUGGUAGCUGUGUCGAUUGCAUAAUUACGGGACGAUAAAUAAGACGCAGGUUUUCUCGUUUUGUAGGUUCCCCUCAAGAUCGGUCACGCUCCUGCCACCUACCAGUUUCCUUCGUGAACGUAAAUAUCCAACGAGCAUGUAAGGUCGAGGUUGUUCAAACCGGCUUCGUGAAUGGUUACAGGAAGAAUAACGCCUCCUUGAAGCACGCUUCGCGCUAUAAUUCUGCAUUCUGCAUCGCGUGCCGUGUCAUACCUUCGGGCUUAUGCGUUAAAACGACGUCCGAUUCGAUAUAGGCACGCUUUCUCCGCUCAACGAUCGCAUAAAUGACCCAUGGUAGUAUCAACGCCUGAACCUGUUAUUGGCUAAAAUCGCCAAGCAAAAUAUUUUGAUCCUUUUUUUAUCCUUCGAAAAAAUUGAUCGAUUUAAAAAGAUAUAAUUUACAGGGGCGUGACUCGAUUAAUUAUUAAAAAUACGAUGAAUUUAUUAAACGAUUAAGUUCAACGCUUAAUCGUAGGAUUAUUUUGUUGGUACUUGAUAAUCGUAAUGGUAAGAUCAACAUCUAAUGUAAAAAAAUCCAUUUUCUUCAAACUGGUAUAAUAACUAAUUCUUAUAUCGAAUCAGUUAUUCAUAUAGCAUUUCACUCUUAUCGAUUACUCAUCUUAUUUAAUCAGGAUGGUCAUAACGAGUCAAUUGAUCAAUCAAGUCAGGAUGGAAUUUUAAUAAAUCACUUUCCUUAAUCAAUCCGUUCGAUCAGCUUUCUUCUUAAACAUGUCCGACACGUCUUUGGGACCAGUCUUCCUUAUCGAUAAACCUGGCCAAUGGCCCGGACAGUCCACCCAUCGGGCACGAGGUUCGAGAUUCUGCUCUCGAUCAAACGGACAUUGGCUUGGAACCGUUGGAAGAUAGAAAUUCAUGAAAUCGAGUCGUGGUGCCGAGCACAUCGAGCUAGCUGAUAUUUAUUGGCAAGAGGUUCGUACCGACGUCAUUGACCAAUAACCGAGUCUCGUCUCUUCGGUUUUCUCGUCUCGUUGACUAGCCAGAGUUUCUCGAAGUCCGUGAAGAGUACCGUAAGAACGUCAAUACGUUGGUAAGGGUAAAGAGGGGGUAUCGACGCCCGGUCAACGCUCCUGCAUUCUACCUCCUUAAUGUAUAUAAAGAAGAAGCAUCGUACGGAUUUCAAGGCAGAUACCAAGAACAACAUGUACGGCAAGGUGGUUUUGACUCUCACGACAAUUCUGGCAUUGACCAGUGCCCAGAUACCAAGUCUGGGUUGGUGUCCGGAGUACGUACCAAUGGCGAACUUCGACAUGAACAGAUUUUUGGGAGUUUGGUACGAAGCGGAAAGGUAUUUUCAAUUAGCUGAGGUGGUUUCACGUUGCGUCAUGUCGAAUUAUACGCAAAGUCCUGAUGGCAAGUUACGUGUAAGCAACGAAGUUACGAACAGAAUUACAGGAAUCAAGAGAAUAUUGGAAGGUGAAAUCAAAAAGGCAGCUUCGAAAGCGGAGGAAGGAAAAUUACACGUGAAAUAUACUGCAGUACCUCUAACUCCAGAGACACAUUAUUCAGUGUUAGAAACUGAUUAUGAUAACUAUGCCGUGUUGUGGAGCUGUUCCGGUAUUGGUCCGAUUCACGCCCAAAAUGCUUGGGUCAUGACCAGAGAGAGAAUCGCACCUGGAUCGAUACUUCAAAAGGCUUAUGGCGUUUUGGACAAAUACAAAAUUUCCAAAGCGUUCUUCGUAAAAACGAAUCAAGAGGAUUGCGCUUAUCUCGCACCUUCUACGGCUACCGAGGAUAAUACUGCAGAGGCUGCUGUGGCACAGGAAACACAGGAGACAACGGAAGAGCACGUGCGAAACGUGUCUGGUCAAUUAUUGGACUUAGAAAAACCAGUCGAACACGUCGAAGAAUCGAUCGAGAAGGAGAAGAUACCACAAAAGGUAGAAACCGUACCAGAAAGAAUUCUCAAGGUCGCGGCAGAUUUAAUCAAUGAAGAUAAACUAUCCGAAAAAUCAACGAAGGAAGAAAAUUUGGAAAAGAAAACAAAUUUAAAAAAAAUCGACGAGAAAUCAAAGAAGAAAGAGGAGACUCCGGAAAUCACGAAAGAAUCAAAGAAAACGAGUUCGUAAAGAAUUCUAUCGAUCUUAUUAAUCUCGUAUACGCGAAGAAAGCAAACGACAGAGUUAUGAAUUAUGCUUUACGAUAUGCGAUCGAUUUGUAACAUUUUGAUCAGGCUCGUAACAAUUGUUUUAUAGAGAAAAGAGAAAAGAAAAAAAAGAAAACGAAAAAAAGAAAAAGAUAUCUGUCUGGCCUCGAUCGUCAAAAUCGUUCGUUAUUUAUUAUAUAAGAAUCGAAAGUUAGGAGAUUAAAACUUAAGAGCCGUUUACAAAUGUAAAGAAAAAAAAAAGAAAGAGAAAAAAGAUCCAAGUCGAAUAAAUUGUUACAUAAAAUACGUUUUCUCAAAAAUCCACUAUGUAGAGAUUGUCUAUAUUUUUUUCUGCAAUCCUUCAUACAAAUAACAACUUUUCUUAUUAAUUAUACGUAAGAUGAUUAGAAAUAUCUAGAACAUUUUAGAAAAUACGUAUGGGGAUUCUCAUUGGAGAGUCUUACUUCUUUUCUAAUCCGAUAACACUUGACAAUUAUAUAAAGUUAUUCAAAUGAAGCGUUUUAAAAUUUUUAUUAUUUAAUAAUUAGAUUUUAUGAGAACAUUUAAUCACCGUAAUAACGAUACAAUUCCAUUGCAAAGAUUUAAUCCAAAAAGAUUCUAUAUAAGAAAGCAUAUUCUCUUCAAAUACAUCAGUUUCUUUUUGAAUCGUCUUAUAUUUAGCAGUCAAAGUACAUUUGAUUGCUUCAUAACUUAUAUGAUAGACAUAAAUUGUAGUGUCCGAGAAACUAGAAAGCCUUAUUUAGAAACUCCUUCUACUUA
Molecule: messenger RNA, 4485 nt
Organism: Vespula pensylvanica (western yellowjacket)
Lineage: Eukaryota; Metazoa; Arthropoda; Insecta; Hymenoptera; Vespidae
Product: apolipoprotein D-like
Exons: 5
Coding region: 2708-3688 (326 amino acids)
Molecular function (GO): pigment binding
Source: RefSeq, a predicted model, not a curated record